Molecule: messenger RNA, 1203 nt
Organism: Cuscuta campestris
Lineage: Eukaryota; Viridiplantae; Streptophyta; Magnoliopsida; Solanales; Convolvulaceae
Source: the annotation of a GenBank genome assembly
CUAUAAUAAAUGUCCAAGCCUAGGUUCAAUCCCUCUUCAAUACAAGACCGAGCUUAAAAAUGAAUCAAAGCACUUAAAUUUGCCUUCGAAAACUGUUCUCAAAGUCGGCCCCUGCAUCAAGCAAGAAACAAUAAAGUAACAACAAGAAUGUCAUCAAGAAACCAUCACUACUACUCUAACUCCAACAAGGGCCACAAGCUCAUCAUCGUGAUCUUCCUCCUCCUCAUCAUUGCCCUUUACAUCAUUAGACAAAGACUCGCUUCUUCCAAUCUCCAAUGCCAAUGGCAGAGUCCCCAGCCCCUCGAGAAAAUCCCGCCUUCACUAGCCGAUGCACUCGUCCACUACGCCACCAAAAACAGGACCCCCCAACAAACCUUUCAGGAAAUCUCACUCGCCAAAACCGUCCUCCAGGACAGGUCCCCUUGCAACUUCCUUGUCUUUGGGCUUGGAUUUGACAGCUUGCUGUGGAAGUCCCUAAAUCACAACGGCCGAACCGUGUUCCUGGAGGAGAACAAAGACUGGAUCGAGCGCGUGAACGCGAUGAGGCUUUCCCUAGAGAUCUACCAUGUCAAGUAUGACACCCGAGUCGAGGAAGCAGUAGAGUUGUUGCGUGUAGGUAAGACAGACGAAGAGUGCAAGAAGGUGAGGGAUCCGAGGCAUUCGAAAUGCCGAUUGGCACUCAAGAACUUGCCCGAGGAGGAUGUUUACGAGGCGAAUUGGGAUGUGAUCAUGGUGGACGCGCCGAGGAGCUGGACAAAGGAUUUGCCUGGGAGAAUGGGUGUGAUCUACACGGUUGGGCUGAUGGCGAAGAACAGAGAAGCUGGUGCCAAAACUGACAUCUUUGUGCACGAUGCUGAGAGGUGGGUGGACAACAAGUUCUCGAGAGCGUUUCUUUGUGAGGCGUAUAUUAAGGAACAGGUUGGGGUACUGAGGCACUUCGUUGUCCCUAGUCACAAGACUGCUGGUUCCAAUGUAUUGCCCUUUUGCCCAUAGUAUCCCCUGCACCUAAUUACCUCUUCACAUCUUCCCAAGGCAUCCAUCACAAAAGAGCUUCCCCAUACCCUGCAAAUUAAAAGAAGCACAUUACCAUUAUUAUGGGUGUCCUUUAAUUUGUUUGUUCUCUUUACACUUAAGUCUUUGUGUUUCAAUUUAUUUUUUUUUUGAGAAAAUUACUAUUUAUAGAAUUAAAAGUUAGUCUUUUUU